GCGUUUUCCAGCGAUGGUGGCCCCACGGGAUCAAACUUCAGCGUCACAGCCGGGCACUGGCUUCGCGGUCCCUGAUGGGCGAGCAUGAGCAGGUGGUAUGUGGCUCGACCUCGGACAAGGCUUUGGACUGUACCACUCACUGGUCCAGGACGCCAGAGCAGGAGACAUUGGCACCUGCCGCUUCUGAAGACACAGUGAGGGGAGAAGACUGGAGAGUACUGUGGGGCUCGGGGCCUCAGACGUAUGGGGCUCCGCCCUUCCCCUCCCAAGAUCUGCACAAAGAACGCUGUAAUGACCAGGAGCUUCUGAGGAGGCACCAUAAUAAGAAAGCCUUGGAGACCAGCUCUUCCAAAGUCAAAGCUAAGUCCACCAUGAUGAUCCCUGAUGCUCAGAAGCUUCUACGCUGUGAACUGGAGUCCCUCAAGAGCCAGCUGCAGGCGCAGACCAAGGCCUUCGAGUUCCUGAACCACUCGGUGACCAUGUUGGAGAAGGAGAGCUGCCUACAGCAAAUCAAGAUCCAGCAACUUGAAGAGAUGCUGAGCCCCAGCUGUCGCCAGGGAGAGAAGGAGGGACACAAGUGGGGCAUGGAACAGGGUCGCCAGGAGCUGUACGGGGCGCUGGCCCAAGGUCUACAGGGGCUGCAGAAGACCCUGCGAGACAGUGAGGAGGUGCAGAGGGCCCGGACCACCCGCUGCCUGCAGCUGCUGGCCCAGGAGAUCCGGGACAGCAAGAAGUUCCUGUGGGAAGAACUGGAGCUGGUACGGGAGGAGGUUACCUUCAUUUACCAGAAGCUCCAGGCGCAGGAAGAGGAGAUCUCGGAGAACCUGGUGAACAUCCAGAAGAUGCAAAAGACCCAGGUGAAAUGCCGCAAGGUCCUGACCAAGAUGAAACAUCAUGGAUACGAGACAUCUGCCUGGCCGGAGAUGGAGGCAGUGGCCCCGGGAGGCAGCAGCUGCUGGAAAGAUGACCUUCAAAAGGAACUGAGUGACAUAUGGUCUGCCGUCCACGGGCUGCAGAAUUCCAUCGACGGCCUCACCAUGUCCACAGGAGCCCGCCCCAGGGCCUCGAGCCUCCGGGGCCACAAGGGGCACCGUUGCCUGAGCCCUCCGCUCCCCUCCUGGGAUUCCGACUCGGACUCGGAUCAGCCACCUGGCGGCAAGAGCCGGUCCUUCCCACCCGCCUGAGCAGCCGGGACUGCUCUCCCUGAAGACCCCUGCAGAGAGAAAAUAAAACUAGCGAGACCCUCCCCCACCCCCGGACUUCUGCCGCUCCCUGUGCUGAGCCCCGCCCCCACCCCAUUUACUCCUCAGUGCCGGGGCUGCUCCUGGGCCUACAAAGCGACAUGGGGGAGAUGACCAGGUCAGGGGCCGUGUGUCCAGACCCAGGCCCCGGGGCAGGCUCUUCCACGCUGGCCCCGGAGCCUGCCUCUUAUGGGGGGCCCUGGCCACUACUGCCCGAACGCGGACACUAAGGCCCAGCGAGCGAAGGGCGCGGCCCAGGGUCCAGCUCGGAAGCCGCGCCCCCCUCCCCUCCGGCGGCCAUCCCCCCACCCCAGGGUCCUCCCUCUUCGCUUCCACCCAUCUUUCUCUCCCGAAUCUGUGCUAACACGGUGCCCUCUAAGCAACCGAAGCCCCGCCCAUAUGCUAAUGAGACGCCACGAGUCCCCCGCCCCACGGCGUCAUGCAAAUGAGGCUCCGCU
Messenger RNA from Lepus europaeus (European hare), 1699 nucleotides. RefSeq names its product coiled-coil domain containing 159 (gene CCDC159). The transcript has 12 exons. The record is from RefSeq and is a predicted model, not a curated record. The coding region runs from base 75 to 1184 and encodes 369 amino acids. NCBI's taxonomy places the organism in Eukaryota, Metazoa, Chordata, Mammalia, Lagomorpha, Leporidae.